Gekko japonicus is the source of this 4946-nucleotide messenger RNA. It is a transcript of the gene ARID1B, whose product is annotated as AT-rich interaction domain 1B. The record is from RefSeq and is a predicted model, not a curated record. Gene Ontology annotation, biological process: regulation of transcription by RNA polymerase II; positive regulation of DNA-templated transcription; chromatin remodeling. The coding region runs from base 51 to 4832 and encodes 1593 amino acids. Gene Ontology annotation, cellular component: SWI/SNF complex; brahma complex; nBAF complex. Gene Ontology annotation, molecular function: nucleosome binding; DNA binding. The transcript has 18 exons. NCBI's taxonomy places the organism in Eukaryota, Metazoa, Chordata, Lepidosauria, Squamata, Gekkonidae.
CUGGCAAUCCUGCUCCUCCGUGAGAGGGUCCUGCGGUAUUGUGCCCCUAAAUGCUCCAUGAGUCCCGCGGUAGCCAGAUGCCAUCUCAGACUCCUGGUAGUCAACCAGAAUCCAGCUCCCAUCCUGCCUUAAGCCAGUCACCGAUGCCACAGGAUAGAGGUUUUAUGGCAAGCAUACAGAGAAACCCUCAAUUAUCUCAGUAUACAUCUCAGCAAACUGGACCUUCCAUGUCACCACAUCCUUCCCCUGGAGGCCAAAUGCAUUCUGGAAUUGGUAGCUUUCCUCAGAGUAAUUCAAGUGGUACUUAUGGAACUCAGAUAAGCCAAUAUGGGCCACAAGGAAACUACUCCAGGCAGCCAACGUACUCUGGUGUGACCAACACAAGUUACAGUGGCCCAGGACCUGGUAUGGGUAUAAAUGCCAACAACCAGAUGCAUGGACAGGGGCCAGGCCAGCCUUGUGGUACCAUGCCCCUGGGAAGAAUACCGUCAGCUGGGAUACAGAGCAGACCGUUUCCUGGAAACAUGAGCAGUAUGACCCCCAGUUCUCCAGGCAUAUCUCAGCAGGGAGGCCCAGGGAUGGGACCACCCAUGCCAACUGUGAACCGUAAGGCACAGGAGGCAGCUGCAGCGGUGAUGCAGGCUGCUGCAAACUCCGCCCAGAGCAGGCCACCAUACAUUAGGUCGCCUGCUUAUCCCAGCCAGUCUGGGGCUGGCGGACGCCCCAUGUUUUCUUCACAGCACCCCAACUAUGGCAGCACUCAGGCUCCCAUGAUGCACCAGCCUGACCAGUACGGGCAAGGCAGCUUUCCUGUCAUGAAUCAAAGUGGCAUCAUGGGAUCCAGCUCUCCCUACAGCCAGCCAAUGAACAACAACUCCAGCCUGAUGAACCCUCAAGCUCCUCCUUACAGCAUGGCACCAAACAUGGUGAACAGUUCCACAGCACCUAUGGGUCUUGCAGAUAUGAUGACUCCGGUCGAGUCCAAGCUACCCAUCACUCUCAAACCAGAUGGAAAAGAAGAAGGUCCUCCUCAGCCCGAGAGCAAAAAGGAUAGCUACAGCUCUCAGGGUAUUUCUCAGCCCCCAACCCCAGGCAACCUGCCAGUCCCUUCCCCAAUGUCCCCAAGUUCUGCUAGCAUCUCCUCAUUUCAUGGAGAUGAAAGUGAUAGCAUUGGCAGCCCAGGCUGGCCAAAGACUCCAUCAAGCCCUAAGUCAAGUUCCUCCACCACAACUGGAGAGAAGAUCACAAAAAUGUAUGAGCUGGGAAAUGAACCAGAGCGUAAAAUGUGGGUGGAUCGCUAUCUCAACUUCAUGGAAGAAAGGGGUACCCCUGUAGCCAGUCUACCUGCUGUAGGCAAGAAACCACUAGAUCUUUUUAGGCUUUAUGUCUGCGUUAAAGAGAUUGGAGGUUUAGCCCAGGUUAACAAAAAUAAGAAGUGGCGUGAGCUGGCAACCAACCUUAAUGUUGGCACUUCAAGCAGCGCAGCCAGUUCCCUGAAAAAACAAUAUAUUCAGUACCUGUUUGCUUUUGAAUGCAAGAUUGAACGAGGGGAGGAGCCGCCUCCUGAAGUCUUCAGCACUGGCGAGACCAAGAAACAACCUAAGAUUCAGCCGCCAUCUCCUGCUAACUCGGGUUCCCUUCAAGGUCCACAGACCCCUCAGUCUACUGGUAGCAAUUCCAUGACAGAAGUGCCAGGCGAUCUCAAGCCUCCAACACCAGCAUCUACACCUCAUGGACAGAUGACACCUAUACAAGGCAGCAGGAAUAGUUCCAUUAGUGUACAUGAUCCUUUUUCGGAUGUAAGUGAUUCAGCAUUCCCAAAGCGAAACUCCAUGACCCCAAAUGCACCCUAUCAGCAAGCAAUGAAUAUGCCAGAUAUGAUGGGAAGAAUGCCCUAUGAACCGAACAAGGACCCUUUUGGGGGGAUGAGAAAAGUGCCUGGAAACAGUGAACCCUUUAUGACCCCUGGACAAAUGCCCAACAGUGGAAUGCAGGACAUGUAUAACCAGACUCCCUCUGGAGCAAUGUCCAACAUGGGCAUUGGCCAGCGCCAGCAGUUCCCCUAUGGAAGUGGUUAUGACCGGAGGCAUGAACCGUAUGUACAGCAGUAUCCAGCACAAGCACCUCCUUCAGGACAAGCACCUUAUGGAGGACACCAAGCUGGACUGUAUCAACAACAGCAGAACUACAAACGUCAUAUGGAUGGCAUGUAUGGGCCUCCUGCAAAGCGCCAUGAAGGAGAUAUGUUUAACAUGCAGUAUAGCAACCAACAGCAAGAUAUGUUUAACCAGUAUAGCAGCGCUUACUCUGGACCAGACAGGAGGCCCAUACAAGGACAAUAUCCAUAUCCUUAUAACAGAGAGAGGAUGCAGGGUCCAGGACAAAUGCAACAACAUGGAAUACCUCCUCAAAUGAUUGGUGGCCCUAUGCAGUCAUCAGCCUCCACUGAAGGACCCCAGCAGAACAUGUGGCCCACAAGAAAUGAUAUGCCUUACCCAUAUCAGAAUAGGCAAGGUCCUGGCGGUCCUGCACAGGCCCCACCUUAUCCAGGGAUGAACCGCACUGAAGAUAUGAUGGUACCUGACCAGAGGAUAAACCACGAAAGCCAGUGGCCUUCUCACGUCAACCAGCGCCAGCCUUCUUACAUGUCAUCCUCCACUUCCAUGCAACCAAUCACUCGACCUCAGUCAUCCUACCAGACACCAUCAUCAAUGUCAAACCACAUAUCUCGGGCUCCAAGUCCUGCAUCUUUCCCCCGCUCUUUGGAAAAUCGUAUGUCUCCAAGUAAAUCCCCUUUCCUGCCCUCCAUGAAGAUGCCAAAAGUUAUGCCUACUGUUCCAGUUUCACAGGUCACAGGUCCUCCAACUCAGCCACCACCAAUCAGGCGAGAAAUAACUUUCCCUCCAGGCUCAGUAGAAGCAUCCCAACCAGUCUUGAAACCAAGACGAAAGAUUACCUCAAAAGACAUUGUAACUCCUGAGGCUUGGAGAGUGAUGAUGUCUCUUAAAUCAGGCCUUCUUGCUGAAAGUACUUGGGCUUUAGACACUAUUAAUAUCCUUCUGUAUGAUGACAGUACUGUGGCUACUUUCAACCUUUCUCAGUUAUCUGGCUUUCUUGAACUCUUGGUGGAGUAUUUUAGAAAAUGCCUGAUUGAUAUUUUUGGGAUCCUUAUGGAAUAUGAAGUGGGACAUCCAGGACCAAAACUACUAGAUCAUAAUUCAGCUCAGAAAGAGGAUGGCCAAUCCAUGACACAAGAUGCCAGAAAAGAAGAGGAGAACGAUGAUGAAUGUAUUGCUUAUUUUGAUGAAUUUGAGGAUGAGGAGGAGGAAGAAGAGGAAAAUGAGAAAACUGAAGGAGAAGAAAAAAGCACUGUUCUUGCUCCCCCAGAUGCCAUUGCUGAGCCAACUGAGAGGCCACAACAAGCCAGUAAAUUUGACAAGCUGCCUAUAAAAAUUGUAAAGAAAAACAAUCUUUUUGUUGUUGACAGAUCUGACAGACUUGGGCGUGUUCAGGAAUUUAACAGUGGACUUCUCCACUGGCAGCUUGGUGGGGGUGAUACAACAGAGCACAUUCAGACCCAUUUUGAGAGUAAGAUGGAGAUCCCUCCUCGCAGGAGACCGCCUCCUCCAUCAAGCUAUUUAAGUAAAAAGAAGAAUGGGGAGGGGAAAGGAGAAUCAGAAGAAAUGCAAGACAAAAGCAUAUCAGCCACCAUUGAUGAUGUCUUGUCAGCUCGUCCAGGAGCAUUGUCUGAAGACUCAGACUCUGCUUCUCAGACAGAUAGCGGUAAAUUUCCAUUUGGGAUCCAUCAGGCCAAAAGUCAUCGGAAUAUCAAGCUGCUAGAGGAUGAGCCAAGGAGUCGAGAUGAAACUCCACUAUGCACCAUAACUCAUUGGCAGGACUCUUUGGCCAAGCGAUGCAUCUGUGUGUCAAAUAUUGUCCGCAGCUUAUCUUUUGUGCCUGGCAAUGAUGCCGAAAUGUCAAAACAUCCAGGCUUGGUGCUGAUCUUGGGAAAGUUGAUCCUUCUGCAUCAUGAACACCCAGAAAGAAAGCGUGCACCACAAACAUAUGAAAAAGAGGAAGAGGCGGACAAAGGGGUGGCCUGCAGCAAAGAUGAGUGGUGGUGGGAUUGCCUUGAAGUCUUGAGGGACAAUACUUUGGUCACAUUAGCCAACAUUUCUGGGCAGCUAGACUUAUCUGCUUACACAGAAAGCAUCUGUUUGCCAAUUUUGGAUGGCUUACUGCACUGGAUGGUGUGCCCAUCUGCAGAGGCACAGGAUCCUUUUCCAACUGUGGGGCCCAAUUCAGUCCUAUCGCCUCAAAGACUUGUACUGGAAACCCUGUGUAAACUCAGUAUCCAAGACAAUAAUGUGGACCUUAUCUUGGCCACUCCCCCAUUCAGUCGUCAGGAGAAACUCUAUGCUACUUUAGUUAGGUACGUUGGGGACCGCAAAAAUCCAGUCUGCCGAGAAAUGUCCAUGGCACUCUUAUCAAACCUUGCCCAGGGGGACACAUUAGCAGCAAGGGCAAUAGCCGUGCAGAAGGGAAGCAUCGGAAACUUGAUAAGCUUCCUUGAGGAUGGGGUCACUAUGGCCCAGUACCAGCAGAGCCAACAUAACCUCAUGCACAUGCAACCCCCACCUCUGGAGCCGCCUAGUGUAGACAUGAUGUGCAGGGCAGCCAAGGCUUUGCUGGCCAUGGCUCGGGUGGAGGAAAACCGCUCAGAGUUCCUUUUACAUGAGGGCCGUUUGCUGGAUAUCUCAAUAUCUGCUGUUCUGAACUCUCUGGUUGCAUCUGUCAUCUGUGAUGUACUUUUUCAGAUUGGACAGUUAUGACAUAAGUGAGAAGCCAAGCAUGUGUGAGUGGAGAUUAGAGGGUCACAUAUAACUGGCUGUUUUCCAUACUUGUUUAUCCAGUGUAGGAAGAAGGAAAAAAGAAUAUUUGCUCCU